Messenger RNA from Megalobrama amblycephala (Wuchang bream), 2630 nucleotides. RefSeq names its product myocyte enhancer factor 2ca (gene mef2ca). Bases 893 to 2344 code for a protein of 483 amino acids. The record is from RefSeq and is a predicted model, not a curated record. The transcript is spliced from 12 exons. Lineage: Eukaryota; Metazoa; Chordata; Actinopteri; Cypriniformes; Xenocyprididae. Gene Ontology annotation, biological process: positive regulation of transcription by RNA polymerase II. Gene Ontology annotation, molecular function: protein dimerization activity; DNA-binding transcription factor activity, RNA polymerase II-specific; RNA polymerase II cis-regulatory region sequence-specific DNA binding.
UUUUCAUAUUUAUUUUAUUUUAGAGAAAAGAUUAAAGUCGCAGAGAAAUAGCUAAGUACUUUCAGUACACUAAGUGUCCUUUCAAAUAACUGGACAAAAUGAAAACAGAUUUCCACUUAAGUGGACUAAUUGAAAACGUUUAUCCGCUUGAGCUCUCUCGUCUGUACACUCGACGCGACGCAACAGACUAGAACGUUUUGGGGAUUAAAAUAAGAGCGUUUUAGUAGGACGCGUCGCGUCACGCGCUCGCAGUGUAGACUAGUGUGAGUUACUGUACGCGAUAGACCCGCCCCCUUUACAAAGAGAGGGAGAGAAUGAUUCUCUCUCCUGUGUGACGAACAGACGCUCGUGAGGAUCGUGUCAGUAAACUAGAGGAGAUCUCAAACACUACUGGUCUAUCCAGGAUAACUCUGGACAUCUUCAGUUGUUUUUUCCUGGUAUUUAAAAGACGCUUUCCAUCGCUGCGUGUGUCAAAGCCAAUGAGAGACGCGGAGUUCUGUGAUCAUUCUUACAUUGACGCGCACAUGAAGCGCUUUGACGCGGUUCUGGAUUUGGAAGAGCGCGUGAGGAGUUCUGGACCAGCGCGUGUCUGAUCAUUAACACCAGCGCGCGCACGCUUUCUGGACCUGACACACUCAUGCAUUACAAAUGGAACACAACAUACAAUGAAAGUCAAGGGGGUCAAAUGUUGUUCGGAACCCAUUGUGUUCCUCAGAAGAAUAAGUCUGACAGGUUAUGACCAACAUUAGGGAACGGAUGCCGGAGUCUUUGAAAUAAGAGGAACAAGAAAAGAGGAAAGACUGCAUUGAGGAUCGGAGAGAGCGAGCGAGAGAGGAAGGAAGACAAGUGUGUACAGUACUUUUGGAAUAGGAAGGAAUACCAGGCCGAAAUAAUGGGGAGGAAAAAGAUUCAGAUUGCACGGAUAAUGGAUGAACGCAACAGACAGGUUACGUUUACAAAGAGGAAGUUUGGACUAAUGAAAAAGGCCUACGAGCUGAGCGUUCUGUGCGACUGUGAGAUCGCCCUCAUCAUCUUCAACAGCACUAAUAAACUGUUCCAGUACGCCAGCACCGACAUGGACAAAGUUCUGCUUAAAUACACUGAGUACAAUGAGCCCCAUGAGAGUCGGACGAAUUCGGACAUCGUGGAGACUCUGAGGAAGAAGGGUCUAAACGGCUGUGACAGUCCUGAUAUUGAUGCUGAAGAUUCAGGACACAGUCCAGAAUCUGAGGACAAAUAUCGCAAAAUCAAUGAGGACAUUGACCUGAUGAUCAGCAGGCAGAGACUGUGUGCCAUCCCCCAGUCCAAUUACGACAUGCCCAUCUCAAUCCCUGUGAGCAACCCCAACAGCCUGAUCUACAGCCACCCAGGAGCAUCCCUGGGCAACCCCAACCUGCUGCCGCUGGCCCACCCCUCCCUCCAGAGGAACAGCAUGUCCCCUGGAGUGACCCACCGGCCCCCGAGUGCAGGCAACACAGGUGGCCUUAUGGGUCCAGACCUCAGCAGCGGAGUGGGCACCAGUGCUGGAAACGGGUAUGGAAACCACCGCAACUCCCCUGGUCUGCUGGUCUCUCCGGGGAGCAUGAGCAAGAACAUGCAGGCCAAGUCUCCUCCGCCCAUGAGCAUGAGCAUGAGCAACCGCAAGCCCGACCUACGCGUCCUGAUCCCUCCCGGCUCAAAGAACACCAUGCCCUCCAUCUCGGAGGAUGUUGACAUGUUGCUGAACCAGAGAAUAAACAACUCCCAGUCCGCCCAGUCUCUGAGCACACCAGUGGUGUCUGUAGCCACGCCCACUCUGCCAGGCCAGGGAAUGGGCGGCUACCCAUCAGCCAUCUCUACCUCAUACGGUACAGAAUAUUCUCUCAGCAGUGGAGACCUGUCCUCUCUGUCCGGAUUUAACAGCUCGGCUUCUCUUCAUCUGGGUUCAAUGACCGGCUGGCAGCAAAACAUGCAGCAUUCUGGUCUAGGACAUCUAGGGAACUGCACCAGCACACAGUUAUGCCAGAGCUCCACCCUCUCGCUGCCGUCCAAUCAGAGCCUGCACAUCAAAUCCGAACCCGUCUCUCCUCCCCGAGACCGGGCGGGAGGCACUCCGGGCGGCUACGCUCAGCCUCUGCCCCCUCCUCCGCCCCAGCCGGCGUCCCAGCAGGGUCAGCUACGGCAGGACGCGGGCCGCUCCCCGGUCGACAGCCUGAGCAGCUGCGGCAGCUCGUACGAGGGCAGCGACCGCGAGGAGCACCGCGCCGACUUCCACUCGCCCAUGGGACUGCUGAGACCUUCUCAGGACGAGCGGCACAGCCCGUCCGUCAAGCGCAUGCGUCUGUCCGAGGGCUGGGCCUCGUGAUUGCGCGGCCUGUGCUGGCUUUUCUAUGUGGAGAUUUCACUUUAGUAUUAUUAUAUUUGUUUCUGCGGAGUGUGAGUGCUACAUCAAGUAUUAAAAUUGAUAUAUAUAUAAGAUAAACAGGGGAGGGAGGGUGGGCGUGUUUGUGAUUUGGGGUUGGGGGCAAGGGACAUGCAUUGCUUGUGCCACGUGUGGGGAAAAACUACAAAAAAAUACUAGUGCUGUCAAAAGAUUAAUCGUGAUUAAUCGUGAUUAAACACAUUUAAAAUAAAAGUUUGUGUUUACAUAA